AUGUGGCAAGGUAUAGUGGUCCUCUCAGACUACAAACAGAAGAACAUGUGUGCAUCCUCCCAUGAUUCCUCUCUGCCUAACGAGUUCAACACCUUUUAUGCUCUGAACCAGCCAACAGAGCCAGAACCAGCCAACAGAGUUGUAACCUUCAAGGACGCCAGGUGCUCUCGCUGUGUGCAGAUGAGUCAACUAAUCAAUCAGAAACCAAGUCAUAAUGACGAGAAACCAAGUCAUAAUGACGAGAAACCAAGUCAUAAUGACGAGAAACCAAGUCAUAAUGACGAGAAACCAAGUCAUAAUGACGAGAAACCAAGUCAUAAUGACGAGAAACCAAGUCAUAAUGACGAGAAACCAAGUCAUAAUGACGAGAAACCAAGUCAUAAUGACGAGAAACCAAGUCAUAAUGACGAGAAACCAAGUCAUAAUGACGAGAAACCAAGUCAUAAUGACGAGAAACCAAGUCAUAAUGACGAGAAACCAAGUCAUAAUGACGAGAAACCAAGUCAUAAUAACGAGAAACCAAGUCAUAAUGACGAGAAACCAAGUCAUAAUGACGAGAAACCAAGUCAUAAUGACGAGAAACCAAGUCAUAAUGACGAGAAACCAAGUCAUAAUGACGAGAAACCAAGUCAUAAUGACGAGAAACCAAGUCAUAAUGACGAGAAACCAAGUCAUAAUAACGAGAAACCAAGUCAUUAUUAUGAC
Sinocyclocheilus grahami is the source of this 705-nucleotide messenger RNA. Its product is annotated as zinc finger protein 595-like. The annotation marks the transcript as partial. Lineage: Eukaryota; Metazoa; Chordata; Actinopteri; Cypriniformes; Cyprinidae. The record is from RefSeq and is a predicted model, not a curated record. The transcript is spliced from 3 exons.